UCUACAUUGGCUUCAUUUUUCAGACCCAGAGUUUGCCGCCUGCAAAUGACCUCUUUCACAGCCAUUAACAGUUGCACUGCCUGUUAUUUAUGGUAGUUUAAUUGAUUUAUUUCCUCCUCUGCAUGCUCUGAUUGGCUAGUACUCGUUGCCUCAUUCACAGACUGUUUUAAGUUUAUUGCCGAUGAAUAAGAUUGAUGGAAGGUUGGUAGGGUUAAUGAUUCCAGCUCAUAUUUUCAUCAGGAUGGCAGCCUUCUUGUGUUGUGCUCUCAUAUGUAAUUACAAUGUUGUGAUUAUGGGAGCGGGCAGAGUUUAAAGGUGACAAAGUGGCCUUUGAAUGAUGAGUAAUGCCUUAGUCAUCAUGGCCUCUUCAAGAGCAACUUCCUCUUUUAUUAACCUUGAUGGGAAGCGAUGCAUCAAGGGAGAAAGUUUCACAGCACCUUUAGCAAACAGGCUGAUCAAAGUGUGUGCCGUCUUUGUACUGUACUUUUUGAAUGUCUGUCCACUGAGACAACAGCGACACACAGACACCUACUGUCUCGCUUUCAAGGAUAUAGUCAUCUUGUACAAAGGGUCUCCUGUGGUGCCUCAUUUGAACACUAAAGACCUAUCCAGAACUAAACUCACACUAUUGACUCUGUUCUAUAAACACUACAGUAAGAUCACUGGCUGUAACUAGUCCAGUUUGGAUAAAGAAAAUGUCCAAAAUCUCCACUGCCGUCUGCAUCCAAACAACUCCUCUCUGACCGGUGAAUGGAUGUAUAUUGAAUGUCUGAUCCGUCUGUGGGCUUUUCACUUCUUCUCAUGUUAUCUGCUGCACAAAGCAGAUAGCUGCACUGCCAGAGCUGCAGAGAGGAGUCAUUCUUCUGAUGCUUAAAUUAUACGAUAACAUCCUUUUAGGGAAUUUAUCCCCAGUGGACAGAUGUUUUAAUCUGGUGUGCAUGCAUGUACCCUUAUUGCCACUGGUAGGAGCUGUGGAGUGAUGAACAGCACUAUUUGAUUUGCUGCAACAUGUUUUAUGUGAAGGACAUCUGCGGAUUGUGACUUUUAUUUCAAAUGCAUGGAUUUAGGACUAAUCUAGUCUUUGAAUUAUGCAGGAGGGACAUCUCUAUACCUUCCAAAUAGUCUUAAAGGGAUUAAAAUCAUAGUUUUAUUAUUCUCCUGAGCUUUUGUCUUCUUGUAACGUGACCAAAAAUUCAUAUACGAGCACAUGAACGUGCCAUUUGAUGCACGCCAGUGCGUGCAUUGUGCUUCCCCGGGUUCUCCAACGGGUUAAUCUCAAGAACCAUGCGGGUCUUGAAAAGAAAAGGAUCCCUGCGUCUUUAAAGUUGAUGUAGCAACAGAGGGAUUGUAGCGAUAAUGCUAUUGGGGCGGCAGAUCAGUUACUUCUGCCGCUCCAAAGCCUCGGGGAGUUGGCUCAAGAUUACUUCUCUUUGAUAAGGUCCUCGCUGUGCAGCUGCAACUUCGUGAUCUGGGAAAUAAAGAUUGGUAAAAACGUGGCAAAUAAAAAAAAAAAUAAAAAAAGCAGCUCGCUGUUAGGGGGAAAUAAACCGAGCAACCUUUUUUAAAAAAAAUACGUUUCAUUCAGAAGUGAACGUUUCUGCGCAGCUCCGACACUUGUUUUGGUGUUCUUGUCGGAGGAACGAAGCUGCCAUUGUUUUUUAUGCAGCUGUCGGGACCUCGGCAGUCGGCUCCUCACUUUGAAGUGCGCUGCUCCAGCCUGUCGGCUCAGUCGGUGUUGGAGUCGCCUACAGGAGAGACCUAACGUGCGGCAUGGCAGCCUGAAACCAGAGGGAGGAGAAAAGGAGGAGGGAGAGAAAAGCGCUAUUUUUUUUUUUUCUUCUCCUCUCGAGUUUUUUUUUUUUCUCACCAUAAACCGACUCGAACCUGAACGGACUGUAUGUGGACGCGUCGCGGAGACGAGUACUGUGGAUUAUACGCGUUUUUUUUGUGUGUGGAUAAAAAAACAACAACAACCGGAGUUUAAUUUGAGGAGAGAACUCGUGGAUCGAUGAGAGAAGACGGGCAGCCAGAGAGAAGCCCCCCCGCUGACACGAGAGAGUGAGGAGAUUACAGUAGAAGAGGAGGAGGAGGAACACACGGGCUCUCUGCCGCUGCCUUCGGAGCCAUGAGCCGGGCGCUUAUGGACCACAUCGCUAGUAGUUUCCGAGAAGAUGCUCCUCGACCCCCGGUGCCGGGGGAGGAGGGCGAGGCGCCCUGCUACCCCGGCAAACUCUUAGCGAUGAAACCCCUGGAGCCCCCCAAGUCUGUUGUGCUCGGCUCUCCCGGAUCCGCGACCAGGAGGAACGAGGACGGUCUCGGGGAGCCGGAGGGCAGCGCCUCCCCAGACUCCCCGCUCUCCCGCUGGACAAAGUCUCUGCACUCUCUGCUCGGGGACCAGGACGGCGCGCUCCUCUUCAGGACCUUCCUGGAGCGGGAGAAAUGCGUCGACGCUUUAGACUUUUGGUUCGCCUGCAACGGCUUCCGGCAAAUGGACCUCAAGGAGACCAAAACGCAGCGAGUCGCCAAAGCGAUUUACAAGCGCUACAUCGAGAACGAGUGCAUUGUCGCCAAGCGGCUCAAGCCCGCGACUAAAACCUUCAUCCGGGAUAAUAUCAAGAAGCAGCACAUCGACUCCGCGAUGUUCGACCAGGCGCAGACGGAGAUCCAGAACGACAUGGAGGAGAACGCGUACCAGAUGUUUCUGACCUCUGACGUUUACCUCGAGUACGUGAGGACCGGGGGGGAGAACCCGAGUCACGUGAACUCGAUCGGCUUGGCCGACCUGAAAGUCGGAUGUGGAUACAUGCCCACGCUCAUCGAGGAGGAGGAGUGGAGUUGUGACUUCAAAGCCAAAGCGCUGGCUGGAUUGUCGGCAAAGGCGCAGAGGGCCACCGUGUCCAUGAGGGCGGUGGAGGUGAUGGAGAGGGGAUACAGAUCGUACAAGAGAGGAGACCCUCUCAACCCCGGCCAUGUGGGCUCUUUCGCCCCCGUCAGCAGCACCAACGACAGCGAGGUGUCCAGUGACGCCCUGACCGACGAUGCCAUGUCCGUGACUGACAGCAGUGUAGAUGGCAUCCCUCCAUACAAACUGGGCUCAAAGAAGCAGCUACACAGAGAGAUGCAGCGCAACAUGAGGAUGAACAGUCAAGUCUCUCUGCCUGCGUUCCAUCGUACUUGUCGUCCUCCCAAGGAGAUGGUCCCGAUGAAGCCGUUGGAGUUCGCGGCCCAGCUCAUCUCCCGCCUGGAGAGUCUGAAGAGCAAGCAGGACACCAUCAACUCUCUGGAGGAGAAGCUGCAGCAGAUUGAGGAGGAGGAGGAAAAAGAAGACACAGAGAUCAUGGGAAGCGCUCCCCACCCCUUGACCCUCCUCCCCGGCUCCUCUGACGAGGACCCCCAGGCCAUUCUGGACGAACACCUGUCCCGCGUCCUGAAGACCCCCGGCUGCCAGUCCCCCGCCGUCGUCCGCCACUCGCCUCGCUCCAGCUCCCCGGAGCACAGGCCCAUCACGCGGGCAGGCUUUGGAAUCAAGACCCUGGUGAGGACGGGGCCCUCCAGCUCUUCCGUCUCCAGUCCCGACCAAGGGGCUCUGGCCCCGGACCCCAACAGGACCUUCGUGAGCCGGCAGAGCACAAAACACAUCCACCACCACUACAUCCACCAUCACGCCACUCCCAAGACUCAGGAGCAGAUUGAGAGGGAGGCCGCCCUCAGAGUGCACAGCCUGUGCUCCAGCAGCGUCGAGUGCCAGCCUUACCAGCGCAGCCGCAGCCUGGGCAGAGAGAUGUGUGGGGCCGUCUCAACCGACGACAGCGUGGGGCGUUCCAGCUCUCUGUCCAGGCGCGUGUGUCACUCAGGGGCCGAGGAUGGAGUAGCAGAGCGGUGGAUGGAGGACGGCGGGCCUUCACAGCUGCCCAGCGACACAACAGACACCGCCCAGAGCGUGCUGCAGUGGAUCCUGGAAAGUAAACGACAAGGCAGGCACAAGCCUCACAGCAUCCAGAGCACCAAGAAGACCUUCGGCGGCUCCUCCGCGCAGACGCACACGUGGGGUGGGGGCGGAAGCUGCGGCCACCUGCGUAGCCACCAGCCGGCUCAGCCGUUCAUCCAGGACCCGGCCAUGCCGCCCCUGCCCCCUCCCAACACUUUGGCCCAGCUGGAGGAGGCCUGCCGCAGGCUGGAGGAGGUCUCCACCAAGACCACCAAGCAAAGGCAUCCGAUGUCCAGUCUCCAGCAAGAGAAGAGCCACCUAGUGCCUGUCCAGGCUGAGGGGUCCGCCCCUCUGUCUCUGGCCAAUCCCGGCCCCGUCGGCCUCGUCGCGUCCGGCCCCGGCCUCCAAUCAGAAGAGACGAAGGAGGGUAAAAAGGGUUUAGGAGGCGAGACGGUGGUGACGUAUUUCUUCUGUGGUGAGGAGAUCCCCUACCGGAGGAACAUGAAGAGCCACAGUCUCACCCUGGGCCACUUCAAGGAGCAGCUUCGCAAGAAGGGCAACUACAGGUACUACUUCAAGAAGGCCAGCGAUGAGUUCGAGUGCGGCGCCGUCUUUGAGGAGGUGUCGGACGACGGCUCCUUGCUGCCCACCUACCAGGGCAAGAUCCUGGGCAAGGUGGAGCGGAUGGAGUGAGACCUUCCCAUGUUGUGGAUUUUAAAACGGACUCUUCACACACCUCCGUGGAUGUACUCCCUCCAUAUGCGCGCGCGCACACACACACACACACACACACACACAGAGUAUGUGUCUUUUAAGCUAAGGCUGUCGGACCGGAGAUGCCGCUGAAGGAAUGUUAACGACGUUUUGGACAGAUGGAUCGGAGGAACAAAAAGGAAGGAGGACAAGUUAUCGCCAUUACAGGACUAUCAUGUGAAAAGCCUGUCUCGAGGUGAAGAAAAUAAGACUGCUUUGCUGGACUGAAACAUCCAGAAGAGAAAAUAGAGACUCUAGGUGAAUGACCACUCCUCAAAGAAGCCGGGCGGUGGGCUCAAAUGUGAGACUGACGGCCUACCCGACCCUGCCUGUGCUGGCAUCUGCCCACGGGCACUCGCUAGCACGCCGCUAAUAUGUAUACGCAGGUAUACAUGUACAUUGUAUUGUGAUGCUCGUAUUGCUGUGUAAAGAUUUCUAUUGCUAUUUAUUGGAAACACCCCCCCCCCCCCCAAACCCCCAUUACUCCUCCAUGGACAAGCUGCUUGGAGUUGGAGAAACGUCUCCAAAUUUCCACAAUCCAUGAUUUUAUUCCCUUCCUUCCUUCUGAGUGUCAGUUCUCAGGCAAAAGGAAAUGGGUUUUAUUCAUUUUCUGCCCCUCAUAUUGAACUGUAAACUUCAAAAAUACCUCUUCAAAAACAACUCCACUCCUGUUCCUGGAGAUUUAGCGGGACGUCAUCUCCGAUCUCUUGUCCGGAGAGCUUACUGCUGAAGCUUUGAGAGUGGCUCUCUAUCGCUUAAAAGUUUGAUAAUAUAUUUACUACUGCAGUGCUAUAUGUCCCCAUCGGCUCCGAGUGUACUAUGGGAGAAAAAAAAAUGGGGGGAAAAAGAACAAAAAUGCCAUUAAUGUUUAAUUCCCAUCUCUGGGACUGUGCCCAGCUCGCCUUGAUCUGUCGCGUCUUAGUGCCUUUGUUUCAGCGGCGCAGGCAUCGCACAAAUAGCCUACGUAUUAACGAAGAGGAAACUGCCCUGAACAGGUCCUAGAGUCCCCAAAAUGUGUUUACACCAAUAUUAAUAUUUACCAACAAAAAGCUCUAUCGUGUGCUCCCCAAUGUGCUUACCUAUGUGAUUGUGUGACUGAGUAGAGUUACUCUGUGUGUAUUUGAAACCUGCACUAUGAGCUGCAGGUGGUGGUGAUUUAUACACUAUGUCCAUAGUGUUUUAAUUGAGUACAGUAGCUGUGCCUACAUGGAUUCUUGCCGUGUUUUACCCAAUUUUCAGGGUCCUGUUACUCCCUUGGUUUUUACAAGGGGCCUUAUGUUGAAAAGAUAUUUUUAUGCCUUUUAGUAUCCGUUUCAUCAUGUUUUAUGUUUUAUAAUAUUUUUCAUGGCUUCCUUGGCUCCACUUGUAAACUGUAAAUAAUGCGUUCUAUAGAGCUCAGUUGAAAAGAUGCCUUGGUACUUUAAUUAUUGUAAUUAUGAAGAGAUGCAGCCUUUAUUAAAAUGUUCUAUUUUUCAAAUUA
Molecule: messenger RNA, 6161 nt
Organism: Anarrhichthys ocellatus (wolf-eel)
Lineage: Eukaryota; Metazoa; Chordata; Actinopteri; Perciformes; Anarhichadidae
Product: axin-2-like
Exons: 11
Coding region: 2126-4621 (831 amino acids)
Biological process (GO): positive regulation of proteasomal ubiquitin-dependent protein catabolic process; cell development; positive regulation of protein kinase activity
Cellular component (GO): nucleus; beta-catenin destruction complex; plasma membrane
Molecular function (GO): beta-catenin binding; I-SMAD binding; molecular adaptor activity
Source: RefSeq, a predicted model, not a curated record